Colletotrichum phormii is the source of this 563-nucleotide messenger RNA. Its product is annotated as kinetochore component CENP-S-domain-containing protein. The coding region runs from base 138 to 473 and encodes 111 amino acids. Gene Ontology annotation, molecular function: chromatin binding; protein heterodimerization activity. The transcript has 3 exons. Lineage: Eukaryota; Fungi; Ascomycota; Sordariomycetes; Glomerellales; Glomerellaceae. Gene Ontology annotation, biological process: resolution of meiotic recombination intermediates; replication fork processing. Gene Ontology annotation, cellular component: FANCM-MHF complex. The record is from RefSeq and is a predicted model, not a curated record.
AUCUGUUGUGGCAUUAGCAAACGGACGACACCACUUGUACCAACCUACGCAGUCCAGCAUCCUCCUACUAAAUCCCCGCGACGCGUCUGUCGCGUAAAGUGGGAAAGACAUCCAGACUCCCAUCAGAAGUCGUCAAGAUGGCAGACAUGUCCAACGAAGACGAGCGCGAGCGUCUCAAGGCCGCGCUCUGGUUCGCAGUCGGCAAGAUCGUCGACGAGGAGUCAAUCAAGCAGAACUGCAACGCCACACCGCAGUACAUUGCCGCGCUGACCGAAAUGGUCUGGGCACAGAUUGAGUCAGUCGCCACCGACCUUGAGAGCUUCAGUCGGCACGCGCGGAGAUCGACGGUCCACACGGAGGACGUCGUCCUGCUAGCCCGCAAGAACCCGGACCUGCUCGACAUUGUCCGAGGCUUCGUCGAGGAGCAAAAGGCGGAGAAGCUCAGAAAGGGGAAAGGCAAGCAGAAGAGAUGAUCUAGCUGUGGGACGGAAUGAACCACCGGUGCACUGUUGAUACCCCCAAAUUAACGAACGUUACGAACACUUCAGUUGAAGGAGUUGAAA